Messenger RNA from Oncorhynchus nerka (sockeye salmon), 2705 nucleotides. Its product is annotated as pentatricopeptide repeat-containing protein 2-like. NCBI's taxonomy places the organism in Eukaryota, Metazoa, Chordata, Actinopteri, Salmoniformes, Salmonidae. The annotation marks the transcript as partial. The record is from RefSeq and is a predicted model, not a curated record. Gene Ontology annotation, biological process: negative regulation of protein sumoylation. The transcript has a single exon. Gene Ontology annotation, molecular function: calcium ion binding.
AUCCUCAACUGACGGGAUGAGGUCAAUGUCCUUCCAGGAUACCCGGGCCAGGUCGAUUAGAAAGGCCUGCUCACAGAAGUGUAUGAAUGUAAAUCAUAAAGACAUCUACAGUGUUCAGUAUCACAUGGACAGGGGUCAUUGUACCGUAAGCCUCUCUCUCUCUCUCUCUCUCUUUAUAGUAGGAGCUGGCUAGAAGGUAAACUGCUGGUCUCUAUUGAGAUGCGUUGUAUAGGAAAGCAGGCAGCAAUGGUAGGGAUCAGUGAGCUGAUCGAAAGCAGGCGGAGACACACACACACACACACACACACACACACACACACACAGAAAGGAGGUUCCUCAGCAGCAUGACAGUUUAUUCCUGCCCUUCUGUGAGGACGACCUGAGGCUGUUUCCUGACAGGAAUUAACCAAGACUAGAAAUGUAGUGUUCAGUAAAUAAUGUACACAGAUAUAUCCUCUGUGUGGAAGGGUGAUGUGUUAGGCCUGGAGGACAACACAGUGAUAGACCUGCACAACACACUGGAGGACAACACACUGGAGGACAGCACACUGGAGGACAACACACUGGAGGACAGCACAGUGAUAUACCUGCACAAUACACUGGAGGACAACACACUGGAGGACAACACACUGGAGGACAACACACUGGAGGACAGCACAGUGGAGGACAACACACUGGAGGACAACACACUGGAGGACAACACACUGGAGGACAGCACAGUGGAGGACAGCACAGUGAUAUACCUGCACAAUACACUGGAGGACAACACACUGGAGGACAACACACUGGAGGACAACACACUGGAGGACAACACACGGGAGGACAGCACAGUGGAGGACAACACACUGGAGGACAGCACACUGGAGGACAACACACUGGAGGACAACACAGUGAUAGACCUGCACAAUACACUGGAGGACAACACACUGGAGGACAACACAGUGAUAGACCUGCACAAUACACUGGAGGACAACACACUGGAGGACAACACAGUGAUAGACCUGCACAAUACACUGGAGGACAACACACUGGAGGACAACACACUGGAGGACAACACACUGGAGGACAACACAGUGGAGGACAACACACUGGAGGACAACACAGUGGAGGACAGCACAGUGAUAGACCUGCACAACACACUGGAGGACAACACAGUGGAGGACAACACACUGGAGGACAACACACUGGAGGGAAACACACUGGAGGGCAACACAGUGGAGGACAGCACAGUGGAGGACAGCACAGUGGAGGACAGCACACUGGAGGACAACACAGUGGAGGACAGCACAGUGGAGGACAAGACAGUGGAGGACAGCACAGUGGAGGACAACACAGUGGAGGACAACACAGUGGAGGACAACACAGUGGAGGACAGCACAGUGGAGGACAACACACUGGAGGACAACACAUUGAUAGACCUGCACAACACACUGGAGGGCAACACAGUGAUAUACCACCACAAUACACUGGAGGACAGCACAGUGGAGGACAGCACACUGGAGGACAGCACAGUGGAGGACAGCACAGUGAUAGACCUGCACAACACACUGGAGGACAGCACAGUGGAGGACAGCACAGUGAUAGACCUGCACAACACACUGGAGGACAACACACUGGAGGACAACACACUGGAGGACAGCACAGUGGAGGACAACACACUGGAGGACAACACACUGGAGGACAACACACUGGAGGACAACACACUGGAGGGCAACACAGUGAUAUACCUGCACAACACACUGGAGGACAGCACAGUGGAGGACAGCACAGUGAUAGACCUGCACAACACACUGGAGGACAACACACUGGAGGACAACACACUGGAGGACAACACACUGGAGGACAACACAGUGAUAGACCUGCACAAUACACUGGAGGACAACACACUGGAGAACAACACACUGGAGGGCAACACACUGGAGGACAACACAGUGGAGGACAGCACACUGGAGGACAACACACUGGAGGACAACACACUGGAGGACAACACACUGGAGGACAACACACUGGAAGACAACACACUGGAGGACAACACACUGGAGGACAACACACUGGAGGACAGCACACUGGAGGACAACACACUGGAGGACAACACACUGGAGGACAGCACACUGGAGGACAACACACUGGAGGACAACACACUGGAGGACAGCACACUGGAGGACAACACACUGGAGGACAGCACACUGGAGGACAACACAGUGGAGGACAACACACUGGAGGACAACACACUGGAGGACAACACACUGGAGGACAACACACUGGAGGACAGCACACUGGAGGACAACACAGUGGAGGACAGCACACUGGCGGACAACACACUGGAGGACAACACACUGGAGGACAACACAGUGGUAGACCUGCACAAUACACUGGAGGACAACACACUGGAGGACAACACACUGGAGGACAACACACUGGAGGACAACACAGUGAUAGACCUCCACAACACAGUGGUAGACCUGCACAAUACACUGGAGGACAACACACUGGAGGACAACACACUGGAGGACAACACACUGGAGGACAACACAGUAGUAGACCUCCACAACACAGUGAUAGACCUCCACAACACAGUAGUAGACCUCCACAACACAGUGAUAGACCUCCACAACACAGUAGUAGACCUCCACAACACAGUGGUAGACCUCCACAACACAGUAGUAGACCUCCACAACACAGUGAUAGACCUCCACAACACAGUG